GUGUCGUGAACCAAACAUUUAUUCACUCCGGCUCUAAUAUUUCUGGCAGCCGAGCGCAUGGAUCACGGCUUACACGGCCUCUGUUGUCCUGGAACAAGUCGGCGUGUAACGGUCUUAUUUACCCAUUUGAAUAAAUCACACCAUUAAACAGUGUCGACUGCGGCUGUUACAAUCCGAGAGACGAACAGAAGCACAGCCCAGGAGCGGUUUGUUUUUUUCAGUGGUCGCUGCUGCUGUAGUGUAAAAGCGGAGCAGAUGGAGCGGUGGAAAGGCAGAGUGGCCCUAGUGACUGGAGCCUCGGUGGGCAUAGGAGCGGCUACAGCCCGGUGUCUGGUCCAGCACGGUAUGAGGGUGGUCGGCUGCGCCAGGACGGUCGACAAAAUAGAGAAAUUGGCAGCUGAAUGUCAGAGCGCGGGCUACAGUGGCACACUCAUCCCUUACAAGUGCGACUUGUCAAACGAAGAGGAGAUCCUGUCCAUGUUUUCGGCCAUCAAGACGCUGCACAAAGGCGUGGAUGUAUGCAUCAACAAUGCUGGACUGGCACACACAGAGCCACUGCUCAGCGGAAAAACAGAGAGCUGGAGGAACAUGAUCGAUGUGAAUGUCUUAGCUUUGUCGAUCUGCACUCGUGAGGCGUAUAAAUCAAUGAAGGAGAGGAACGUGGAUGAUGGCCACAUCAUAAAUAUAAGCAGUAUGUGUGGGCACCGAGUUGUUCCAAAUUCAGAUUUGCAUUUCUACUGUGCUACUAAAUACGCAGUGACUGCUCUGACUGAGGGGCUACGACAAGAACUCAGAGAAGCCAAGACUCACAUCAGAGCCACGAGUAUAUCUCCUGGAAUUGUGGAGACGGAAUUUGCCUUCAGGCUCCACAACAGUGAUCCUGAGAAAGCAGCCGCAGUAUAUGAGAGUAUAAAAUGUUUGAAAGCUGAUGAUGUAGCCAAUUCAGUCACAUACGUCCUCAGUGCCCCACCCCAUGUCCAGAUUGGAGACGUGCAGAUGAGACCGGUGGAGCAGGUGUCAUAGCAGUUGACAUUAAGCUGCAGGAGAAGAAGCCAGAGGACAGCUUAGUGACCUCUACUUGGCUUGGGGAGGAAGGGGGGGGAGAAACACCCAAACCCAAACUGCUGUUUCCUGAUAUGCGUGGAUGUAGUUAAACAGGGAUGGAGCCUUAAAGUGAAGAAAUGAAGGGCAUAGACUUUGUAAACCAAUAUUAAUAUACUAUUGACCUGUUUAUUGUGAAUGGCUGAGCCCAGACUACUGUAGGAACAAUUGACACCAGUGAGUGUUGCUGAUGCUCUCUGGUCACCUGCACCACCAUCACUUCAGAGGGAAGAGAAUUCAGUUGAUUGCUUAUGUUUUUUUUUGUUUGUUUUUUUGUAGUCCAUCUGGCAUAUCUUUUUGGAAUUGAACAUUAAAAAAAAAAUUCUUUUAUAUUUUAACUUUAGAUGUGGUCUCAUACUCACUAAUAAUAUGUCACAUAAUAUAUUUUACCUAGGACAGCAUAUAUCUGCUGCCACCUGUAAACACAAUAUGAUGGUGUGAACACUUUUAUGUCAUUAAAAGUCAGAUUCUGAUCAGUUUCAAAGACAGACCCCACUGUUGGUCUAGGACAUGAGUUGUCAAUAGUCUCCUAUUGGCCUAAUAUGGGUUUUUGUGCACUUUUAGUUCAUUCAUUUUAAAAUGAAUACACUGACAACAUGGGGAGGGGGACUAACUCAUGUAACAUACAUGUAUACCCUAAAAAUGUGUACCGUUUAGCUAUAAUUUCUCACUGAAUAAAUAAAUAAGAACUAUUGCCCAAAA
Molecule: messenger RNA, 1803 nt
Organism: Cynoglossus semilaevis (tongue sole)
Lineage: Eukaryota; Metazoa; Chordata; Actinopteri; Pleuronectiformes; Cynoglossidae
Gene: dhrs11a
Product: dehydrogenase/reductase 11a
Exons: 7
Coding region: 256-1023 (255 amino acids)
Source: RefSeq, a predicted model, not a curated record